Messenger RNA from Galendromus occidentalis (western predatory mite), 1269 nucleotides. RefSeq names its product aminomethyltransferase, mitochondrial. Lineage: Eukaryota; Metazoa; Arthropoda; Arachnida; Mesostigmata; Phytoseiidae. The record is from RefSeq and is a predicted model, not a curated record. Gene Ontology annotation, molecular function: protein binding; aminomethyltransferase activity. Gene Ontology annotation, biological process: glycine catabolic process. The transcript has 7 exons. Gene Ontology annotation, cellular component: glycine cleavage complex; mitochondrion. Bases 32 to 1198 code for a protein of 388 amino acids.
GGUGAGAUGCCAAGUAGAAAACAGAGUGAAGAUGUGGAAGCUACGAACAUUCUUCAUUCGUGCACAAGUUAGAGCCUAUGGCUCGGAUACCCUACAGCGGACACCACUCUAUGAUUUUCACGUCAAGCAUGGCGGGAAGAUGGUUCCUUUCGCCGGUUACUCUAUGCCGGUGCAGUACUCAUCACAAUCCAUAGCCGACUCCCAUAAACAUUGUCGGCAGCAUGUAACUAUUUUCGAUGUCUCUCACAUGCUGCAAAGCAAACUGCACGGACCAAAUAGAGUUAGCUUCAUGGAGUCCCUCGUGGUUGCUGACAUCAAGGGUCUCAAAACGAAUACCGGGAGCUUGACCGUGUAUACAACCCCGUCCGGAGGGAUAAUCGAUGAUUUGAUCGUGUCGUCAACGCCAGAUUAUCUGUACAUUGUGAGCAAUGCCGGAUGUGCUGAAAAAGAUCUCGCCCAUGUCAACAAGGAAUUGUCUUCCUGGAAAGAUGUCGAGCUGGAAGUUAUCGAAGAUCACGCCCUGAUCGCCGUACAAGGACCAUCAGCUCACAGGCUCCUCUCCGAAGUGGCUUCGUGUGACAUGAACGCCCUGAAAUUCAUGAACACAACCCUCUGCGAUGUCGCCGGCGUUCCAUGCAGGGUCACGCGCUGUGGAUACACCGGAGAAGAUGGCGUGGAAAUAUCGAUACCCGAGGCCAAGGCAGAACAGGUCGUCGAAGCCUUGUUGGCGUCGAAAGAUGUUGACGUCAAGAUGGCUGGACUAGGAGCCCGAGACACACUCAGAAUGGAAGCAGGGCUCUGCUUGUAUGGUAAUGACAUCGAUGAAACAAUUUCACCGAUAGAGGCCGGCUUGGCUUGGACGGUUGCGAAACGAAGGCGCCAAGAGGGUGGAUUCCCUGGUCAUGAUGUCAUUAUGAAACAUCUCACAUUGAAACCUCAAAGACGAAGGGUCGGCCUACUCUUGGAGUCGGGAGCACCAGCGAGACACGGCUCUGAGAUCCUCGAUACUUCAUCAUCGGCAGUCGGUCAAGUCACGUCGGGCGGACCCUCACCGAGUCUGGCGAAAAAUAUCGCCAUGGGAUACGUCCCGACAAAACUGUCAAAAGUCGGAACGGAGCUCACAGUCAAAGUUCGGAGCAAGCUCCUGAAGGCGACGGUUGUCAAGAUGCCUUUCGUGAACACCCAUUACUACAUCUGAUUGUUCAUUCAUGCUCAUCUCGACUGGGACUAAAUUACGAUGCUCAAUCUCCAAAUAAAAAAGAAACUCAA